AUGCCACCGCAAAUACGGCAGAAGAAGAAUUUACGCGUAAUUCAAAACGUGAAUCGAGCGCUCUCGCACAGGUUGAACACGGAUGUACUUGGGAUUCGCAAGGAAGUCAUGAACAAUAAAAUGAAGGAAGCACAAAAGUCUGGAUCGUCCAACACUAGAGCAAAACGUAAAGAUCAGUAUGGAAAGCCUGGAACACAAGCGGUUUCUGCUAGCAAAAAGGCUCGGCGAGAACAGCGUUAUGCAGGAAUGGAUCAGAGUCGGUUCUGGGUUCUACGCUCUGGGCGUUCGGUGGAAGAGAUCCUCCAAAGAGCUAGCCUCCAGGAAGGCUCGACGAUCAUGAUACGGUCAUUUACUAUCGAUUUCUCCUGCGCAGUAACAAAGAAUUUGUUCAGUGAGGAUGAAUGGGAGGAGAUGAUGGAAAAGAAUGUCUUUGAGUUACCGGAGUUGCCGCCCUCAACCAUCAGUUUUCUGUUGAGGAUGAAGAAGGCGUUAGUUAAAAGGGACCCUGCAUGUCAAGUACCACUGCCGGACAUUGAUAAGUUUGCCUGCACUUUAGUCCAGGAUUCCUGCAAGAUUUGGUACAAUGAUCAUAACAUGUUUGCAGCGCACGUGGCAGAGGCUCUACAGCAAGACUCCGUCACCGUUAGUGUGAAUGAUCUGUCGGAGGCUUUUUGGGCUCGCAAAUCUUGA
Acaulospora colombiana is the source of this 690-nucleotide messenger RNA. NCBI's taxonomy places the organism in Eukaryota, Fungi, Glomeromycota, Glomeromycetes, Diversisporales, Acaulosporaceae. The record is from the annotation of a GenBank genome assembly.